AUUUAGAUGGUCAAUCUGUAUCCAGCUGCUGUCGAAAGCGACGAUGAGAUUGAAGUAGAUGAGAGCGAGGAUGAUAAUGAUGCAGAAGAUAUUGAGGCGCUGUCAGUCAAGAAGAAGAAGAAAGUUGCAGGAGCUGCAAACGAAUUUGCCGCCGACUUCUUAUUUGAAUGUAGCGCUGAAGACAAGAUUGAUCGCGAUGAUGCAGCUCUGAAGAAAUAUUUGCGGAAAGAGGCGCAGUCCACUCUUGAUGAGAAGAUUGCCGCUAUACGUAAAACAAAGAAUACAGCCAAAGAUGUAGAAAUUGAGGAGAUACACGACGAUGAGAAUGUUGAACAGCUCGGAGCAUUAGAUGCCAAAGAUAGGUUACGCGAGAAGAAGAAGACUGGUCGAAGAAGUACACAAAAGCAAGAUGACUUUUUCGACGAAGCCAUGGACGUAUCAGAUUCUAUCACUUUUGAACAAAUGAAUUUGUCACGACCAAUGUUGAAGGCGAUAGCUGCUGCUGGCUACACCGAACCUACUCCUAUACAAAGCGCUUGCAUACCUGUUGCACUGGCGGGUAAAGACAUAUGCGCAUGCGCGGCUACAGGAACUGGAAAGACAGCUGCAUUUGUAUUACCCAUCCUUGAACGACUUUUAUAUCGAUCAAAUGCUCGUUCAUGCACACGAAUUCUGGUGUUGGUACCGACUAGAGAGCUUGCCAUUCAAGUUUUCCAGGUAUUUCGAAAACUAUCCACGUACUGCCAGAUCGAGGUGUGUUUAUGUGCAGGUGGAUUAGACUUAAAAACACAAGAAGCGGCUUUACGUUCCAGUCCAGAUGUGGUCGUUGCAACUCCAGGACGACUUAUCGAUCAUCUACAUAAUUCGCCAUCGUUUUCGCUUAGUAACAUUGAGGUUCUUGUUUUGGACGAAGCUGAUCGAAUGCUUGAAGAAGCAUUCAAGGACCAAAUGAACGAACUCAUCCGGUUAUGUGCGCCAAAUAGGCAGACCCUGCUGUUUUCUGCCACGAUGACAGAUCAAAUUGAUGAAUUGGCCUCGAUGUCGCUGAAGAAACCCGUGAGAAUUUUCAUCAACGAGAAUACGGAAACUGCGCUGAAACUUAGGCAAGAAUUUAUCCGGAUACGAGCCGGACGUGAAGGUGACCGUGAGGCAAUCAUUGCUGCACUUGUUACUCGUACUUUUCAGGAAAAUACUAUCGUUUUUGUGAAAAUGAAGAAAGAUUGUCAACGCAUGCAUAUCCUACUUGGGCUCCUCGGCUUAAAGGUUGGACAAAUGCACUCUUCCCUCUCACAAGCACAACGUAUUGAAGCAUUGUCAAAGUUCAAGAGGAGAGAGAUAGAUGUGUUGGUCUCAACAGAUCUUGCUUCUAGAGGACUUGACAUUGAAGGAAUACAAACAGUCAUAAAUAUGCACAUGCCCAAAACUAUCAAGCAGUACAUACAUAGAGUUGGCCGGACUGCUCGAGCCGGUCGAGUUGGACGAUCAAUCUCUCUUGUUGGAGAGGAGGAAAGAAAGCUUUUGAAAGAAAUCAUCAACACAAAUCCGAAUCGAAGUCUGAAACAGCGACAAGUUGCACCAGAAGUUGUGGAGGCUUAUCGACAACGAAUAGACUCGCUUGAGGACUCCAUAAGACAAAUUGAUCUUGAAGAAAAAGAGGAGAAAGAGCUACGUUUAGCAGAGGCUGCUGUGAGAAAAACGGAAGAAAAACUGGAAACAGGAACAACGGAGCGUGAGGGACGAGUCUGGUUCAAAAAGUCAACAGUUGGAGAGCGAGAACGCAGACGAGCAGAAAGAAAAUUGAUGAGAAAAGAAGAGAUGAAGAAAAAGGAAUCCGAAAAGACCCCGGAACAAAUCCGUAUUGAACAUGAAAUGGCGUAUCAAGCACGUGAAGCCAAACGAGCUCGGCGAGGCAAGAUGACACGAUUGCGAGCUGUGAUUGAGACGUCCGCUAAGAAAAAAGUUGGCAUGGCUAAGAAACGAUCAAUGAAGCUAUCGGAUAUACCCGCGAUUGAGGCCACCAUUCCCAUUAAGAAGAAGAAGAAAGAGGCUGGAAAGAAGUCGACAUUCACAUCGGCUUUGACUGCUAUUGGAAAGCGAUCUGUUAAGAAAGCGCGGCAUGGACCUGAGGAUUCUGGCUUCCAAAAAGCCCGUGUUGCUUACCGCCUCAAAACGAAGAAGAGAUAAACUGUCCCGAAAGUGUUACGCCAGAAACGUUUUUCAGUCGUUAUUGUUGUGCAAAUUUGUUGAUUUUGUUGUUUGUUGAUUGUUUACAUAUACAAAGUGCGUCUGUAAUGUACCUGUUGAAUAAAACAACUUGAAAACAGGA
This is a messenger RNA of Cylicocyclus nassatus, 2326 nucleotides long. NCBI's taxonomy places the organism in Eukaryota, Metazoa, Nematoda, Chromadorea, Rhabditida, Strongylidae. The record is from the annotation of a GenBank genome assembly.